AUGAAGUUCACACUCGCCUUCCUCCUGGCUUUGCCUGCCCUGUCUCUGGCUCAGCCCGUUGCAGUUGAUGAGCCUUCGACUACCUCUGCAGUUGCUACCCCAACUGCCACUCCUGAUCUGAGCGUUUGCGAAGAGCAGGCUGGUGGCUAUUCACGCUACUGCGCGCGUUGCGAGCCCCUCUGCGCUGGCCGGGCGGGUGACGUUUACGCGCAGUGCCUGUUUUCCGUCUUCACAGCUGUCAACUAUAAUGAUAGCCAGUGCUGGCAGCAUGGGGGUAAUGACUGCGCGAACAAGGCCGUUGACAAGGUCUGCGGCACUUCAUCAUAG
Clonostachys solani is the source of this 327-nucleotide messenger RNA. The record is from the annotation of a GenBank genome assembly. Lineage: Eukaryota; Fungi; Ascomycota; Sordariomycetes; Hypocreales; Bionectriaceae.